This is a messenger RNA of Lolium perenne, 1344 nucleotides long. Its product is annotated as probable glutathione S-transferase GSTU1. Gene Ontology annotation, cellular component: cytoplasm. The record is from RefSeq and is a predicted model, not a curated record. Gene Ontology annotation, biological process: glutathione metabolic process. Lineage: Eukaryota; Viridiplantae; Streptophyta; Magnoliopsida; Poales; Poaceae. Gene Ontology annotation, molecular function: glutathione transferase activity.
CACCCACACCCAUACAACAAUCACAAACACAAAUACAAACACAGAGAAACCGAUCUGAUCAGUGAUUAGUGAUGGCAGGUGAGAACAACGUAGGUCUGGUGUUGCUGGAUUUCUGGGUGAGCCCAUUUGGGCAGCGGUGCCGCAUCGCCCUAGCGGAGAAAGGCCUCUCCUACGAGUACGUUGAAGAGAACAUCAUGGCCACCAAGAGCGAUCGACUCCUCCGCUCCAACCCGAUCUAUAAGCAGAUCCCCGUGCUCCUGCAUGACGGUUGCAUAAUUAUCGAAUCUCUCAUCAUCCUCCAGUAUCUCGAUGAGGUUUUUCCAGACACCCGCUCCCUCCUCCCCACCGACCCAAGCGAGCGCGCGCAUACCCGUUUCUGGGCCGACUAUGUCGAUAAGAAGGUUUACGGCUGUGGCUCCCGGCUCUAUACUGAGAAACAGCUGGAGGCGGGCACAGAGAUGGCGGGGAUCUUGAAGACACUAGAAGAGGAGCUCGGGGAGAAGGAAUUCUUUGGAGGGGAGCAUGGAUUCGGGUUCGUGGAUGUUGCGCUUAUGCCUUUCACAACUUGGUUUGAGAGCUUUAAUAGGUACUGGGGGGUCAAUGUGGAGGAGGUGGCGCCAACGCUGGCAGCUUGGGCGGCACGGUGCAUGAAGCGGGAGAGCGUCUCCAAAAGCCUGUACUCGUCAGAGAAGGUGCACGCUUUCAUCAGUGGGAUGAGGAAGGAUGCUGGCUUUGAGUGAGUAGGGCACGCGAUGCUCAAGGACGUAAUAAAAGAUGGUCUGAAAUUGUGCGCUUCUUCUUGAAGCGGUGUGCACGGUGCUAGUUUUAUUACAUUGUGUGGUGAUUGUGCAAUUGUGAGGUGGAAUGUUGUAUUACUAUUGAUGCUUGCAAGUGACAUAUUGAAAAAAAAAAAUACGUAUAUCAUAUUAUACCAUUCGUGGUGCAGUCAGGAACUUAUCUAGCUUCUCAAUCACUAUCUUUCAACUUGCAGGAACAGAAGAUAUCGAUGUUUCCUGAAUAUGUUUCCGCAUCGGCAAUAAUAUUCACCUCGUCGAGUGGAGCUGCUGCCUAGGAGUUUAUGGCAACGACUGUCUGUGUCCUUGGAGCUGGAUGAUCACCCAUCGUUCUUCCAACUCUACUCUGGUCGCCGUACAUGGACCCUGCUGCCAUUUAUCUAGGGAAUCAUGGGCUGCAUUUUUUUUUCCUUCUCUCAGAUGAUGGAUGUGUACAAGUUUUUUCGGCAGUUUUAGGCAAGACAGGCAGACCUAGCUGUGGGAGCUGUAAUUCUUUUGUUUUAGAAACUGUGUUGGGUGGAUUUAUGCAACGUGCCCCCCUCUUAGGCCA